Molecule: messenger RNA, 3565 nt
Organism: Mustela lutreola (European mink)
Lineage: Eukaryota; Metazoa; Chordata; Mammalia; Carnivora; Mustelidae
Gene: SIGLEC15
Product: sialic acid binding Ig like lectin 15
Exons: 5
Coding region: 1-930 (309 amino acids)
Biological process (GO): regulation of bone resorption; regulation of osteoclast development; regulation of actin cytoskeleton organization
Cellular component (GO): plasma membrane
Source: RefSeq, a predicted model, not a curated record
AUGGACCGGUCCAUCGGACUCCUGGCCUGCCUGGUGGGCAUCCUCCCGAUGGGUGCGCCGGCGCAGCGCUGGUCCAUGCAGGUGCCGGCCGAGGUGAGCGCGGCGGCGGGCGAGGCGGCCGUGCUGCCCUGCACCUUCACACACCCGCACCGCCACUACGACGGGCCGCUCACGGCCAUCUGGCGCGCGGGCGAGGCCUACGCGGGCCCGCAGGUGUUCCGGUGCGCGGCGGCGCGGGGCAGCGAGCUCUGCCAGACCGCGCUGAGCCUGCACGGCCGCUUCCGGCUGCUGGGCAACCCGCGCCGCAACGACCUGUCGCUGCGUGUCGAGCGCCUCGCCCUGGCCGACGAUGGCCGCUACUUCUGCCGCGUGGAGUUCGCCGGCGACGUCCACGACCGCUACGAGAGCCGCCACGGCAUCCGGCUCCGUGUGACCGCAGCCCCGCGGAUCGUCAACCUGUCGGUGCUGCCCGGCCCGGCGCACGCCUUCCGCGCGCUCUGCACCGCCGAAGGGGAGCCGCCGCCCGCCCUGGACUGGUCCGGCCCGGCCCUGGGCAAUGGCUCGGCCCCCGCACCGGGCCCGGGCCAGGGUCACGGCCACCAGGUGACCGCCGAGCUGUCCACGCUGGCGCACGACGGCCGCUACACGUGCACGGCCUCCAACAGCUUGGGCCACGCGGAGGCCAGCGUCUACCUGUUCCGAUUCCACGGCGCCUCCGCGGCCCCGGCCCUCGCCCUCCCGCUCGGCGCGCUCGGCCUCAAGGCGCUACUGCUGCUCGGCGUUCUGGCCGCCCGCGCUGCAGCCCGCCGCCGCCUAGAGCACCCAGUCACCCCGGACACCCCACCACGGCCCCAGGCUCAGGAGUCCAACUAUGAGAAUUUGAGCCAGAUGAGACCUCGGGACCUGCCAGCAGCCAUGUGUAUACCAUGAGGAGCCCCUUGGCCGCUGGCAUCCACUCAUACCCCUUGAGGAGCAGAGGCCAAGGCCGGGCUUGGUUGGGACAAGCCUUCCUGGCUCCUAGCCGCGUGGGCAGCCCGAGGCUGGGCGACCUCCCAUGAAGGGUGUCAAGACCCUGCUCACAGAGGCUCAGUGGUCUUCUGCAAGGAUGUCUGUCCCAGAGCCCCCAGGAUAUUUAUGACAGUGGGACCAGUGUUUUGUGUGUGUGUGUGUGUGUGUGUGCGUGUGCUCCAGCAUGAAACUCACAAACUCUCACCCUUUCCUACAUAGAACAUCCUAGUAAGACAGAGGUAUUACUAGGAGACCCUGGUCAGAGGGUCUCCCAGGCUUGGACUCGCUGUGUGGACCAGGGUACUUUUUCCACCUCUGGGGGUCUCAGUUCAGUUACUCGUGAGCAUGGACUCGUGAACAUGGGGUAUCCUUCCCUUCUGGCUGCUCGGCCUGUCAAGAUCGGAGGAAAUAAUGGAGGAAAGGUACUUUGGGAAGUACAAAGCCAUGUACAGAUGGGAAGGCAUAACAGGCUCCUCCUUGGAGGCACCCUCGGGACGUGCGGAGAUUUCUUGGACAAGUGGGGCCCCACACCAGCCUGGCUGAGAAGGAGGAUUCCAGAGAGCCAGCCUGGAGCUGGGGCUUCUGAGGCUGGGGCUGCGUAAACCUGUGGUCCCAGGAACGUCCACUCAGCCAUGAGGAGAAGCCUCAUACCCCUGCCUCCCGGGGUCUGCUCUGUGACUGCCCCCCACUUCUGCCCACCUCUUACCCCAUCGGCUGCUCUGAACUGCCCUGAGCUGGGACCCCUGUGGAAAGGAAGUGAAACACCCAUCCCCUCCCUGUGUCUGGGAUCCACUGUCCUCAAGGACCAAACGCUGAGAGGCUGGAGGGGCCGGUCUGGGCUGGAUGGCGCCACAGCUAUGGCUGCUGCGGCGGUGACCUCUUCCUGUGAGCCGCAGGCCCCUGCAUGGGCGAGGUCCAAAAGCACCAGUGAUUUCCCUGCAUCUGCCCGAGGCCUCCCAGACUGACUUUGCGGGGUGCUGCGUGUUUUAGCUCCCGCGGUCCUUGGGGUCUGGGGACAGGGGAAGAGGUGUGCUUGAAACCUGGGCAAGCUGGAAAGACCAAAGGGCCAUAGGGUUAGGGGACUGACGAGGCAACGGGAACAAACUUUCUUUCCCUCGGAGCUUUUCCCAAAGCUAGGCUGGAAACCCAGAGCAGGGAAAGUCCCUGGCCGAUGCUCUCUGGGGAGGUGGCCUGAAGUUCAGGGAUCUUUACAAGGUAACAAGCAGGGCAGUGGGUGAUGGGGCACCCUUGCUCACCAGAGCCAUGGCCAGGGCAAGCAAGUGUCACUAGCUCUGAGUUAACAUGGGACCCACCUGGGAGUCUGUUUGAAUUGCCAAAAAUGCGCUGGAUUUGCACCUCCUCCUACGAGGAUACUGCGGGCAUCUCCAUGGAGGGUCCCGUGUCACCAGGGAAGCAGCGAGGGACACGGGGUGGUGCAUCUUAAAAUAUCUGCGUAGACUUCAAGGCCUGUUUUGCAGCCAGGAAAAACCAUGGCAGAGUUAUUUGUUAGGGAUCUGUUUAGUGCUAGGAAUCAGGCCAGGCGUUUGGACAGGAAUGAGUAAGACGUGUGUAUCAGUCCAUCUGGGCUCGGUUGUGCAGCGCUCACCAACAAGCCCCCUGGUCACAGUGUCUGAGAACAGUCGGGGUUUACUGUCAGCAAAGUGAGGCCCGUCAUGACCGGGCAUUGGAGCAGUGCUCCUUGCACUUCCUCUGGGCCCUGGGCCCCCAGGAUCCACCAUCUCUCACUGUGGCUUGUUGGGUUGGAGAUAAAAAGAAAGCACUAUAAGAUCUCCCACUUGAGAGCAGGACUCAUUGGCCAGAACUAGCCACGUGCCCCACUCACCCUCAAGGGGCUGGGCAGUGAGACCCGACACUGUACCAGGAAUCAGGUAACAGAAACUGGGGGAACAGCCCUGAGGGCUCCGCAGUCAGACUUCCCAGGAUUUCUCACAUUAGCGAGCGACAGACCAGUAGGUGGAAAAUCAUGUAAGGGCAACAGUAUACUGAAGGCGCUAUGGGAGCACGCAGAAGGAUGACUGACCCAGUCCUGGGAAGGCUUCCUGGAGGAGGGGACAUGGAGAUGGUACUACAAGUGGGAGGAUGUAAAUUGGAAGGUAAGAACAAAGAUGAUGCCAAGCAGAAGGGACAGUCUGAGCAAAGGCCAGGCGGUCGGACCCAGCAUGGUAUUGAUGCAGCUGAAAGUUGCUGGAACAUGAGGGCAGAGGCCAGGCGGCGGGAGUUAGGGCUGCAGGAAGAGGAGCCUCCCACAGGGUGGCCGAGAAGCAGAAGGCAGCUGGGGUGCCCACGUGGCCCAGCGCGGUGCUGACUCCCUGCACGGCCCAGCGGGCUACCAGCACCCGCCCCGAUGCACCACGCUCUUAGACUGGGGUUUCCACCUUGAUACCCUGGGCUCCCUGAGCAGUGUUUCUGCCAUGGUUUCUGGGGGUUCAUGGGCACCUGCGGAGCUUGCUCACAUCCCUGUUCUAAGUGCCCCCUGGGCCUCCUAAAAGUGGGCUCUGGGGGUGGGCACUCAAAUAUUAAACAAAUGCCCAUAUGA